AUGGCAUUCGCCGAACUCCUGGAUCAAGUGGGGGGCAUGGGACGCUUUCAAGGGCUCAACGUGGCGCUCCUGUGCUUCCCAAUGCUCCUGAUGGCAGCUCACAACCUGUUGCAGAAUUUUACCGCUGCGGUUCCCGGGCAUCACUGCCGAGUCGCCUUGAACAAAGCGUGCGCCAAUGGGAACGCCACGGGAAAUCGAGAUUGUGGGGCGCUCUUGAGGGUGUUCGUACCGCAGGAUGGGGCCUGGAGGCCGGAAAAGUGUUGGCGUUUUGUCACCCCCCAAUGGCAGCUGUUGGAGUUUAAUUCAACGGGACGGGAGCCAACGGAGGCCGAGCAGGAACCGUGUCUGGAUGGGUGGACCUAUGAAGGGUCGGUCUUCACAUCCACCAUUGUAACCGAGUGGGACUUGGUGUGCAAUUUCCGGAGCCUCCAGCAGCUGGCUCAGUCUAUCUACAUGGCCGGUGUGCUGGUGGGUGGCAUCAUCUUCGGGAGCCUCUCUGACAAAUUCGGGCGGAAGGCUUUGCUUCUCUGGUCGUGUUUCCAGAUGGCGGUGUCCGGAUCCUGCACGGCGUUCGUCCCCAGCUUCAGCGCUUAUUGUGUCUUGCGCUUCCUAACUGGUAUGGCUGUUUCCGGAGUUGGCCUCAACUGCGUGUCUUUGUCUGUGGAGUGGACGCCGAUGCAUUCUCGAGCCACGGUCAGCAUGGUGACCGGGUACAGCUACAGCGUUGGACAGUUCAUCCUUGCGGGCGUGGCGUACGCCAUCCGGGAUUGGCGUUGGCUCCAGUUGGCCGUGUCUCUCCCCUACUUUGGCAUGUUCCUCUACGGCUGGUGGUUCAGAGAGUCUGCCCGCUGGUAUGCCACGGUGGGCAAACUUGACCAGGCGCUGAAAGAGCUGCAGAAAGUUGCUCAGAUGAACGGGAAAAAGGAUUGCCAGGAGAAGCUCAGCCUUGAGGCUUUGAAAGCCAGUCUCCAGACAGAUAAUUCCUCAGCCAACAACGCCAAGUUCCCGGUGGCUGAUUUGGUACGCACGACAUCUCUGCGCCGAAUCACCGUGUGCCUUUGCUUCGUCUGGUUCUCCACCAGCUUUGCCUAUUAUGGUCUGGCGAUGGACCUGCAGAAUUUUGGCGUCAGCGUCUACCUUAUCCAGGUGAUAUUCGGUGCGGUAGACAUUCCUGCAAAGUUGGUGGCUUUCCUUGUGAUCUCCUAUUCCGGCCGUCGGAUCGCUCAGGCGUUGAGCCUCAUCUUAGCUGGGCUGUCCAUCGGCGCAAACAUCUUUGUGUCUCAUGAUAUGCAGAUUCUGAGGACCGUCUUUGCUGUCUUCGGGAAAGGAUGUCUAGGCGCAUCUUUCAACUGUGUCUUCUUAUACACCGGAGAGCUCUAUCCUACAGUGAUCAGGCAAACCGGGAUGGGCUUUGGAAACACCAUGGCACGUGUCGGAGGGAUCGUGGCCCCUCUGGUGAGGAUGACCGGCGAGUAUCUUCCAUCCCUUCCCCUGGUCAUCUACGCCACGGCCCCCAUCAUCUCUGGGAUGGCUGCCUGUUUCCUGCCCGAGACUUUAAAUGUGCCGCUACCAGAUACCAUAGAAGAUGUGGAGACCAGGUCAGUUGUGAUAGGGACUUGCUGGUCCUUGAACACGGAGGAAGAAAAGCGAGAAAACGCCAGAAAAGACCAAGUUUGUCAUCCAGGCGCAGUUCUGCUGGAUAUGACGGAAAUCCAAGAGACAGAAAAAGACUCCAGGCUACCAGAAAACCUGCGAAACACAGAAGGAAUUAAAACGGAAGUUUGCUCUGACAUCCCCAAAGGAGCCAUCACGAUUUCCAAUGCAUUAUGA
Messenger RNA from Pseudonaja textilis, 1830 nucleotides. The record is from RefSeq and is a predicted model, not a curated record. NCBI's taxonomy places the organism in Eukaryota, Metazoa, Chordata, Lepidosauria, Squamata, Elapidae.